Messenger RNA from Drosophila montana, 1138 nucleotides. It is a transcript of the gene Pino, whose product is annotated as Pinocchio. Lineage: Eukaryota; Metazoa; Arthropoda; Insecta; Diptera; Drosophilidae. The record is from RefSeq and is a predicted model, not a curated record. Bases 149 to 1018 code for a protein of 289 amino acids. The transcript is spliced from 5 exons.
CAAAACAUUUAAUUUGAAACGUUCAACAAUCAAUGCAGCUGCUGCUUAUUGUAUGUUAAAUAAAUCAUACAAAACGCAACAAACAGGCUGUUAUUAAGGAAAUUAAUUUCUAAGCACUAGGCAGUUGGUGCAACGUGCGUCAAGUAAGAUGAAACAACGCUCUGCAACAAGUGGCAGCAACAAUAACUCGUUUGCCAACAGCAGCAACAUUAACAUCAACAAUAACAGCAACUUUGGACAGCAACAGUUGCAUGCAACCGCGGCAACAGGUCAGCAACAACAGCUGUUAAAAUCAGCGCAGAUUGUAAGCGAGUGGGAUGAUGGCAUUAUCUUUGAUGUGGAUGAUCCAGACUUUUGCCCCGGACCGCCACCUGUCGUUAUUGACAAGCUGACAACAGCCACGAAUAGCUGUGCUGCAGCGUUACGGAAUUUGAAUUUUAUAGUUCCAACAGCAACAGCAGCAGCAGCAGCAGCAACUAUGUCGAGUGCCAGCGUACACGCUCCCCAAAUUGCCGACAUUUGCAGUCCACUGGCUCACCACAGCUUGGGUCUGUCCGCCUCGUUGCCCGAUUUGGUUGGCAGCCCGUUGGAGAUCAACAUGGACAAUGUGCUGACCAUUGAGGAGUUGCGCCAGCAUCUGGGCUCCUGCUUUACGUGCGGCGUCUCCUGGACCGAUGAUCAUGUCUCGCUCGAUUGCAGCGAAUGCGGCGGCUACAGCCUGGAGCGUCCCUGUCCCCUCUGCGAUGGCCAGUGCGGUGUGCAAUGGAAACGUGACUUUGCCAUGUCGCAUGCAUGCAGCAAAGCGCGCUGGGUCGGCGUCUGCCUCAGUUUCCCGGAGGCGAUGGCCGCUGCGGUGCAGCAGCUGCCCGUUGCCAGCAAUACGGCCACGACGGCCACAUCCUGUGCCGCUGCCGCUGCCGCAGCGCAUCAGCUGCGUCUGGCGCAGGAGCUGUGCUCGCGCCUGGAACAGCUGUCGACGGCAUCGUCGACGGCGCCAAACAAAAUGACGCGUCUCUGAAGCGAUCGCCGGGCCGGCGUACUAUAGUACAGUGUUCCUUUUAACAAACGUGUUGGCGCCAACUAGACACAAGCACAUGCAUCAUCAGCCACCUGCCACAUGCCACAUGCCACAUGGCAC